ACAUUACUCCAAUAUGUUGAACGCAGUUGACGGUUAAAAUGUUACAUCUACACUACAUAACAAUAAAAGAACUGUAACUUGUAGUUGUAUAUAAUUAAAUCAAAAGAAUUAAUUAUGAAACGCGUGAUGAAGCAUUCCGGGGCAUUAGGUAAAUACAAUUAAAAAUCAUUUAUUAGUAAAGUAUAAUUGUCUUAUUUCCGUAGCCUUUAGACUUAAGAAUCGAUGUUUUGGUACGAUAACUUUCCGACCGGUUUUACUCGAAGGACUGGAUAAACAAAAUAAUAAAAUCAAGAGUGGCUUAUGGAAAAUUCGCCCUUUUCAAAUGAUAAUUAAAAUUAAUUUAAACCAAUUUUUAGUUCAGCGAUAAACUUAUCUUUAAAAAGAAAAAAAAAAGAUAAUAGUUUUAUUGUACAGACAUAUUAUAGAUUAGUUGGUCUACUCUAUUAAUUAUAAAGUAUUAAAUAAAAAUUAAGAUGUGAAAAAUAGUGAAGUCCUUCCUGCUGACCUUGCUAAAUAAUAAUUGCUUAACUUACAUUUUUUACACAAUAGAAUUUGAAUAUGAUAUAAUCUACCUAUGACCUAUGCCUAUGGUAUUAAUUAUAUAAAGCUAAUUAAUAUAGGUCCAACUACUACACUACUAGGGGCCAGAAUUUUAGCAAUUUUUUUAUCGAAGUGUAUAGACAGUAUAGUAUACACGUCCGGCGAGCCAGACAAAUAGUGUGCACAAAUAGUGUGCGUGAUACACGUCCGGCGAACCAGACAAAUAGUGUGCGUGAUAUACGUCCGGCGGGCAUGUUACAGUUACGUGACCACCGGACGACUAGUAUUCCUUAUUAUUCCGAACGAAGUAUCCACUGGAAGAUCUUGUGUGGUCUUGUGGUAGAGCGGUCACUUGACGAUAUUUUGUUAAUGGAUCAAUGCCCAGUGUGAGAUUGUUUUUUUUUCCCAUUUUAAUUAAAAAUAUUUUAUAUUAUAUUUAUAUCAUCAUGUUCAUCAGCAACAGUAGUUUCAUGAGAAGUUUUUAACUAUUUUGUAGCAAUUUAAACAAUUUAAAAUGAAUUCCUUUACCUUUAUUGGUUGCCUACUCCAUACUGGCCCCUAAUUUAUUUUAUGGAUUACUGGUACACAAACUCAAAUAACAAACUAAACAAAAACGUUUACAAGCCACUUUCAAUUAAGUUUUUUUUCUAUGAUUUGCAUUGAAGAUACUCAGUACAUUACUUGGUAGAGAAAUAGAUUUUAAAAUUAACAAUAGUUUUGAAUCAUUCGCGGUCACGUGACAAGGCUGACGGACAAGAUAUCUCUCGCCACUUCGUUUCGGCGGUUAUGUGACUUGGUCGCCGGACAAAUAGUGCGGGAGAUAUACGUCCGGUGCGCCGGACGUGUAGGUGCGCCGGACGUGUAGACACUGCCUUUUUUUAUCCCCUCCCCACUCUUGCAAAAAUCUAAAAACUUUGAAGGACCUCCCUAAUUAAUUAUGUCUUAGUAGGUUAACUGUUUAACCCCUCCGCCCCUCCCCCAAAAGAAAGUAAAAGUAAAUAAAUACUGAUCUUUUUAAAUGCUUAAAAUAUACCAAUAGGCGGGGAACAAAUGUUUAAUUUUUAAACGUUUUUAACAAAUGUUUUUUUUUUAAUAAGUAAAAUCUAUACUAUACUUAGAGACAAGGCUGAUGAGGAUAAGGUCUCAGACUAAUAUUAUCAAUAGUAAAUUUUUACUUUUAUCAUUUAAAAUUAAAAUUGAUUAGCCAAAUGUUCCUCUUCUGCAAUAAUGCAUAGCAAGUGUUAGUUUAAACUAUCAUAAUCAUUGCAAUAUUAUUAUUAUAGAACUCGCUAAUGUUAUCCUUGCUUAGUUAAACUAUUCCAGUAUUCCUGGCUUAAAAUACCAAUACUUUCUCUUUGUGCAAUAGGGAUUAAUUAGAGUUCUAUCUAUAUAAAAUUUAACACAACAAAUAGUUAGUGUAGUCUGUAGUGUGUAGAUUGGUUGCAAACUUGCCUACCACAUGCAGGCUGAUACAUUUGAGAUCUAGUUUGAUUCCUGUUCAGGCCCAGUCAGUAAAAUGCAAAGUUUUAUAUCCUCUUUUAUUUUACUCUAGAUGUUUAAGUAUAAUAAAAAGUGAUAGUAAUUAAAGAAAGCCACCAUCAUCUUAAAUUAAUGAGUUUUAAAAAAUAAAAAGGUAAGAAAAAUCUAUCAAUUUUAUUUUUUUUAAAUGCACUGUCUUAGCUCUUAGUGGAGGAACAUUUGCAUAUUGGUACCAUCGAAAAUAUAACAACUUGACCUUGUUGGCUGAAUCCCCAAAGUGUGAAGAUGAUAUUGUCUACAGUGAUUCCGAUGAAUCAACAAAGGGAAGAGCUAGCGUUCCUUUGGACUGUGCACCAGACGGCACAUUGUUUUUGCAACUGAAACAAGUCCAAGUAAUGUUUCGCCAUGGGGCUCGAACUCCAUUACACACAGUUCCAAAAAUUGAGGAGGUAAAAAUUUCCUAUAAUCAGUUAUGAAAUCUAAAAUAAUACAAUUAUAUCUUGUUAAAGCUGUUAUUUUCAUGAAAUAUUGAAAAGAACAAAAUAUUUUUAACCUGUUAGAUUGAUGAAAGGGAAAAAAAGACACCUUGAGUUUGUCCUGUAAUUUUGUAUCAUUUAUCAACUGCAGUUGAAUGUAACCCUUUUUAUGUGGUUUAUUUUAAAUCAGGCAGAGUAUGACCCACAAUUUCUGAUCAGAGAGCAUCAGCAUACCAAUGUUCCAUAUGUAAGGGUGUCUAGUGUCACAGGAAAGCAAUUGGAGUGGUCUGAUUAUGAACUUAAGCUGAUGAAUAAAAAGCUCAGGGUAAUAAAUUUUACUUUAUUCUUUGAAAGUGUUUCUUAUCUGGAUAAGUCUUUCUGAUUCUCAAAAAAUUAUAGAUUGAUUGGUAUUUAAGAGUUACCAUGGUUUUUGUUAAAUUUUUCUAAAAAAGGUAGAAAGGAAGUUAAGCCUAUUAAAAAUAAUAUUUUUUAAAAUUUAAUAAUAAAUUUGCUGAAUACAACCCAACUUUGCUUUCUUAUUUAUUUCUGGAUUACUUUCAAAAUCCAAACAAGUGUCUUUGUGAUUUUUACAUUGUAAAAUAGAGAUGAUUGUAUCACCAUUAAGUCAAUUUCUACAAUUGGUUUGGAUUUUGUUCCAUCAUUGAGAAAAAUCUCUCACAGUCUGCAUUGCUGUGAGGCAAUGUCAGCAAUCGUUUUCUGUUUGAGAGAUUCAGAUACCUCAGCUUGCCACAGCUUGUUUUCAGGCGCAACACACCAAGCCAAUCUUUGGUGAACAUCUGUAGUUGGAAGGCUUGGUAUGAAACAGUAAUCAUCAUACUCAUCCUUCUUAAUUUGUAGGCCAGCAUCAAAGACCAAUGUGUUUGCUAACCUGCUUAUGGCUGUAUUGGUGUUGUGUCAUUGGAUCUAGCACUUGCAUAGUCUUUAGUACUCUGUUAUCAAAUGGAAACUUUUAACCAUCAUACCCACUGUUGCUGAAUAAAAUUGUCUGAUCUUUUUAAUAAGAACAGUUGUUUUAUCUGGAUGCAUAUCUGAUCUUUCUAUAACUAUAAGAGUUCUUUUGGAGAUGCCAAUGUUAAGUUAAUUGUCAUCAUGCUGCAGAUCACGAUCCAGAGUAAUUCAAUAGCCCCAAAUCUUGAACCUCAUUUAUAUGCUUCAUCUCCACUAAUUUUACACUCCACAAAGGCAUAAUUGUCUAAUGCUAUUCGUUGUUAGGGAUAUUGCAUUUAUUUAAUUAUUUUGUGGCAAUUGAAAAUAAAAACCACUUACUGACACUGCAGGUCUAGCUAGGUAUAACACAAAAUGGAUUUGUAAUUAUUGAUUACUGCACUAAGUUGUUACUGCUGUGCAACACUGUCUAUUUAAGAAUGAUAUCCAUGUUCAAUAUUGUAUCAUGAAGAUACUGUAAAAUGAAUGGCAAAUCUCACUAAGAUUCUAUAUUUAGAUGGCUGACCCAUUCCCAAAUUUUGGGACAAAUGUCAAUCUGAUGGCCCAAUAGGAUUUAAGAUUCCUUCUCUAUUGAUCUCGACGUUAUUAAGUGUAGUUUGAAUUUUAAAAUAUUUUUUGGCGAGUGCAAAUUAUUUUUUUUUCUAAAUCCAGUUAAAACUGUAUAAAGUCCUUUACGAUCCUAAAAUGGGAACAUAUUUAAAACCUGCACAAAGGGAUGGUAUGAAUGGAUAAGGGCAUCAAGACUAGGAGAGAGAAGGCAGAAGGGUAAAGAAACAUUUAUAAAAAAAUACAGGAAGACUUAUUUUAGUCUGUUCUUUUGUUUUACAAAUGUAUUUACACAGGAGCAGUUGAUAUUAGCUUACAUUGUUUUAUGAUUUUGUAUACAGGGUGGGGCAUGUUGUGGUGCCCUUACAAGUUAUGGCAAAGAUCAGGUGUAUCUUUUGGGGAAAGAUCUAAGGACGUGCUACAAAGAAAGACUGAGUUUAACUGAUUACAGUCCUUGUGAAGUCAGGUAGGAUUGAAGGCAUUCAAUAUUGAAGCAUUUCAAAUAUUUCAAUAAUGCAAAAUUAUUCAGGAAAAAUUUAAAUAAUAGAUUAUGCAAAGCUGUUUCUUAACAAUUGAAGGCAUAAAUGCUAAAAAUACCAAUGUCACAAAUACACAAUUUGAGAUAAUCAAUUUCAAAUAUUCUUUUCGUCUAUAAAAUGUGAUCAUUUUCAUAUUUUGUCUUGUUUAAUUGUUCAAAUUUCUGUAGCACACAGGCACAUUUUAAUGUGUUCAAAUUUCUAUAUUGCACUUGGCUAAACCGGAUAAGAAAAGGUCACAGUUUAUAUUGAUUUUGAAAAAAUGUGACUAACAUACUUUUAGGGUCUUCAGCUAUUCAUUUGACACUGUUGCUUGGAAUUUUUAAGUUAAAAUUAAAAGACAUGAAUAUUUACUUUUAGACUCUUUUUUUUUUUUAUUCAGUAAAGGAAAUUUUGAGCAAUGAUCUAUUGUCUCAAGCUAAUAUCAACCACAAAAACAUCAAGAACUAACAAUGUGGUUGAGUAACUUAAGUAACAACAUUCUAAAAGUAUUGUUAAUCUAAUAUUUUCCAAAUUUAUUAUAAUUUUGAACUCAAAUUAUGUGCUCAAAUCCAUUUAUUUCAGUGUCAUAUCCAGUAAUAUAAUGAGAACAGUUGAAUCUGCCCGAUGUGUUCUGGCAGGCCUGUUUGGCAAGGAGAAUCUACUCGAAUACGGUAAUGGAGAAAGAAAAAAAAAUUUAUAUCUUACACUUUUAUAGAUAAAAGUAUACGUUUUUAAAUAAAUUAGAAGAAUUAUUUUGAUUAGAAGAUUUGCUAAACAAAAUAGGGAAAAAUCCAGGUUCGACUGUCAUUAAUUUUUUUAAAUUAUCAUUAACUAGACCUUAAAAUCAUAAUUUUCUGGCAAAACUGCUGUGAUAAUCUUUUUUUUUUUUUUUUUUUUUUUUUUUUUUUUUUUUUUUUUUAUUUUUUUUUUUUAUUUUUUUAAUUUUUUUUUUUUUUUUUUUUUUUUUUUUUUUUUUUUCUGUUUUUUUUUUCAAAUUGCUUUUCUGAAUGUUUAAAAUAUUUUGUUAAUUUCUGUUUUUUUUACUUUCAGUUGCACGUGCCAAACUCCCCAUUAAAGUUUCUGUGGCCAGUGAUGACUACAACUUUCUGAUUCCGGACACCAACAACUGUGCUGUUCUGAAAAAGAUGAAUCACUCUGCAAUGUUGCAUUCGGAUUUUAUACCAAAUAUGAAGAGAGACAGGAUUGAAGUGGAGGAUCGUAUCAGUGAGUGCAAAGAGGAAAAAAAAUAUUCGAAUUAUUUGGGGUAAAGUUUAAACACUUUCCAAAUUUAAUGUAUUAAAAACUAAAUGCCUCCUGAUAUUUAUCUAUAACAACUAUAUCAGUUACUAUUAUCUUCUGUCUUAACAAUCGGUUGAGGCUUUUUCAGUUGUUGGUUAUGUUUAUAAAACUGUCUUGCUCACAUUCAUCUCUUUGAGGCAUAACUUGCCUCUUGCUGUCAUCGAUUAACAGAUGCGCCUCGUGAUGAACUUUUGGAACAUGUUAAGGAGGAGCAGCACCUGAUUGAUCAGCAGUUGGCUAUUUACCAGGUCACUGGUAGACAACACAUUGUACCCAUGUUGAAUGAUUUUAGGGAAAUGUAUCAAUAUGACCCUGUCUUGAACCCAUUGUACCAGAAAAGAAAUGAGAGCAUUGAGAAAAUAGACAGGUUUUGGUCAUCUGUUGUAUCCUUUCAAAAAUGAUCACGUGUUAUAAAAUACUGGGCCGUCAGUUUUAUCAGGAAUAAUAGGAAUAUCCAGGAGAAGGCUUAUUUUCUUUCCCCCAUGGUGUCAUUAAAGCAUCACUCAUUAUCAGUUGAGCAUGCAAAAUUCUCAUUUCUUUUACAGCAAUGGUUCCUAAACAGUGGGGCAUGACUCCCUAGGGGGGUCUCUGAAAGCUUAGUCAUUAUCAUUAUAUGUACCAAUGUUAACCAUAUCAUAUUUAUUAAAGUGAACAUUUUUGUUCCACAUAUAUUUCUACAUAAUUUAGUGGAUAUUGACCCAAAUUGUCACAAAAACCCUUCAUUAGCCAGAAUGAAAAAUAAAAAGGAGGGUUUUUUAAUUUUUCAAAAUCUCCAAUUCGGUGCCAUGGGCCAAAAAUUCUUAGUUUCCUUAUAUGAGCUAUAAGUACAAAGGCUUCUGCAUAAAUGAUAAAUGGAUUGAUCUAGACCAAACUUAGUACACAUACAUUUGAUUAUUCCUAUUUAAAUACUUGUGGGUUCUGAACUCAUAAUAUUUACUCCUUUGAGGCUGGGGUGCCUAAAUUCAUUUUUCCUUAAAUUAUAUAAGCUAUGUAAAUAAUAGUGGGCUUAGUUAAUUUAUAGACUUCUACAUGAAAUGAUCAAUCUAGGACAAACUGGGCAGUGAUACCCUCAUAAUCCAUAAGUAAUUAUUGGUCAAUUAAACCUAAUAAUAUCCACUAAUUUUGGCCACAAAGGCUAGAUCACUGUCAUUUGUAACCAAUUUUAAUGGUACAACUUUUAAAUUUUUUGCUCCAUAAUUUAUAUGAAUGAUUUUUAUGGAACCCCACAGCUUAGGCAGGCAUUACUAAAACGGCACUUGAAGGAUAGGCCUUCUCGGGCCCCUCUUCAACUUUAGUGAAAAACGGUAAACAAAUAAAGUUUUUUAAUUAUCCAAAUUAAAAUACCCAUAAGUCUGGAUUUUUAAAUAUCUGCGCCCUUGGGGGCUGUAAUAAAUUCCACAGGGAAUAUUUUUGGCAAAAAAAAAUUAUCAUAUAAAUAGCUUUUUUAAUGAAGAAAAUUUUGAUUAGUUUUUUAGCAACCUGUGUUUUUCUUACAGGACCCAUAAUUUCAAUGUUAGCCUUUUCUGAAUGCAAUCCCAGGCAAUGUCGGGUAUUUGGUUAGGUUUUAAUAAAUCGUAUGUGCACAUAUUGAAGCAGGAUGACCAGAAUUUAAUCUAGAAAAGCCAUCAAGAGAAAUAGAUCAUUCAUGCAUGUGACACCAAGUGUUUCAUCUGGGAACUCAACUCUUAGUAUUAAGUGGUUUGAUUUUGUUAAAACCAGCAGCUCUGCCAUUGCCCAAUGUAACUAAUAUCUGUAAUGUCUUAAAGUGUUUUGUCCUUGACGCAUGACUAGAUGAGGCGCCAUCCCGCACUAGGUGAGAGUUUGACACAAGAUGACCUCAAAGCCCUAGUUUACCUACGAAAGUUUGAAGUGGAGGAGUUUCAAGGGAAAUUUGCCUCUGGUUACAGAUUCCAUUUUGUCAGUUUAUUUCCAAAUCCCAAUCCCUUAAUGUUAGUUUGUUGUGUUUAUGUGGUAUUUACAUGUAUGUUACGAUCAUUGUCAUGGUAGAUGUAAUUCAUAUGUUAGGAUCAUUGUCAGAGUGAAUGAUGUAAUACAUGAAUGCUGUGACCAUUGUCAGGGUAGAUGUAAUACAUGUGCUAUGAUGAUUGUCAGGGUAGAUGUAAUACAAAUGUUUUGAUCAUUGUCAGGCUAGAUGUAAUAUAUGCAUGUUAUGAUCUUUGUCAGGGUAAAUGUAAUAUAUGUAUGUUAUGAUCUUUGUCAGGGUAGAAGUUCUGUCCCCUUGCUCUUGAGUGAGCCCUUUUCACCCAUCAUAUACACAGGAGAUUACUUUGCUAAUUGGAUAGCAAAUGGGCGUUAUUUAAGAUAAAGAUUUUCAAUGCAUCAGUUGCAAAAAUUAUUGUUAUAAUACAUCAGGUGUAAAAAAAUAUCGCCAGCAAUAAUUUGAUGUUUAUUUAAAUUUUUUAACUUAUUUACUUUUACUUUUUUCCCCCAGCAUUUUGAUGCCAAUCCCUAUUUUCACAAUAAACAUCUGUGUAAAGUGGUCUACACUAAAAUACACGCCAAGGCCAAACCAUCAAAUCGUAUUCCCAUCAUGUGGAAGGGAUCAGAGGUAAGAGUUCAUCUACUUAAAAUAUAACAUUUCUAUGAAUUGGUUUCAAACUAAUUUAUGGGCUGGUAAUCAAUAAUUAUUUCUGUAGUUUGUCAGACUUAAUAUGAAAUUUCCCAGAACUCUAACAAAAAUCAUGUGCAUUUAAUUUCUUUGUUUAAAAGAACCCCCCAAGAAAUAUUUAUUUACAAAACAGUUUUACUUUUGAAAAAAAUCAGAGAUUAAAAAGAAAGUAUGUGUUAAAACUGACUACCAAGUCAAGCAGAAAUUGAAAUCCCUUUGUAGUAUGGAAAUAUUUAAAAUUAUGUAUAUCUGUGGGACCUAGAACUUGAACAUAAUUAUCUUUUGGUCUGUUGAAAAAAAAGGACUUGUGGCUGACCCAUCUUCUGGCAUCUCUACUUCUCACCACAAUGUUUUGUGAUAUUUUAUAACUAUUUUUAAUUUAAAAUUUCAGUGUCUUGUGCCUUCUGAACAAAAAAAGGAAGAAGAGAGAGUCAGUUCCCCUUGCUCUAAAAGAAAUGAAGACAAAAGCGAUAUCAAGUAAGUUGAAUUAACUAGUUGAAUGUUCUGUUUACCAGUAUUAACAAUCCAUGAGUUCAUGAAUUUUAUUCAAGUUCUUUGUUUCUAAAACUGAAAGCAUCAAUUGUUUUAAAUAUAACUUCAUAUUUUCAUACCUUUUUUUUGUGUUUUUUUUUUAAUGGGACAUUAUGUUCCAAAAAUUCAUGACUUUUUGAAGCUGCUAUAUUACGUAUGGGGUGAGAACUGCACUGCAAUCUUUGUUUUAAGGCUUGCCAGAGGGAUGUCUUUCAGGGCCGGUCUGACGGUUGCUGGCGCCCUGUGCAAACUUAACUUUGGUGCCCCUUUUAAUAUGUUUAAUCAUUAAAGGAAAAAACUAGUUAUUCGGUAAUGAGUUUAUUUCCUAUUUUUUUUUUUAUUGUUUGUUAAAAAAAAAAAAAACACACAGGUAAAAAACUCAUUACCGAAUAAAUAGAUUUUUUCCUUUAGGGUUUAUACUUAUAAGGGGCGCCAAAGCUAAGCCUUGGGUAAACUUUCGCCCUGUACGAAGCACCCGUUCAGCGCCCUCUUCCCUGUCCCUGUAUCCAAAUUAAGAAUGCAGCUAUCAUUGUAUGGAAACUCAUAGUAUGAAAAGCGAUUGUACGAAAGGUUAGAAUACCGUUUCUCGAACCUGGACCCGAGGUUCACACUUCACUAUAAUAAACUAAGGGAAUUUAAAUAUUUACUGGGUGGCCCAGGUGCACCUAUGGCCAAGGUGCCCUGUGCGAAGGCACAGGUCGCACACCCUCAAGGUCGGCCCUGUGUUUUUUGUCAACAAUUUCCCCAACUUUUUAAAUUAAAAAAAAAAAAGAAUGGAUUUGUUAACAUGAUACUAUAAAUUAUUUAUCUUUAUGUGGAAUUCCAAAGAUCUGAAACCAAAGAUCCCAAACAGUGCCAUAAGUUCUGUGGUGCCUACUGUCGAAAAAAGGACAAGCCCCUGCCUUCAUUCUUUGAAUGGUAUUCACAACCGGUCUAUAAUGAUUUAGAUAGAAUAUGGAAAGUACUUGCGGAUGUCUAUGCCAAUCCUGUCAAGUAUCUGGAGGUUAGUCAUUUACAGGAUGGUCAACUUGCAUGAGGUAACCAUAAUGCAGGCAAAAUUUUAUUUUUCCACUAAAAAGUAAUGAAUUAAAUUUUUUUUUUAAUUGCACCCCAAAAUAAAUAAAUUCUUUUUACUUUUUAGCACUUAGAAAUAUAUACACAAGAUUUAUUUUUUUUUAAAAUCAAAUUUUGAUUAUUUUAGUGUUCAAUUUCUUUGAGUUUUGACAGUUUUUAAGUCCUAUGUGAAUGCAGUUCAACUUAAAUGUAUUUGCAGGAGCAACCAAAAAUCAAGGAUGCUUGGGACCAUCCUUUUAACUUUGUGUUUGGAAGGGAUGAUGUUGUCGCCCGUGUUGUGAGUAUCAAAAUGUUGUGCCUCUAUUUUAUGACAAACACUGAUGUUGCCACGAGGUCUGAUUUUGAUACUUUUCCUGAGGUUUGAUUUUGAUUCUUGUCCAUGAUGCCUUAAUUGUUAUCAAAGAUGACUUAAGAUAAUUAAGCAAGCUGUAACAUCCAGCCCUUAGGAACCCCAGCACAUUGCUUCACCCAGGGCAUCAGGGCUGUUGAAACAGAUGUCGUUAGAAUUGCACCAUAGUUCUCUCCUGAAUCUCCAAAAUGCCUAUAUAUAAGAAUAACAAUUUUUUAACACACAGCUUUCAUUAUUCAUGAAUCAUAGCAGGUAAACAUUUCCACCAUUUAUGCUUCAAACUCUCUCAUCUCAGACUCAAUAUUUGAGGAAGCGUUCAGUUAUUACAUGAAAUAUUAACAAUCAGUUUUUGUAUUAAAUAACAACUUUAAAUUGUUAGUUCAAUAAUUUUCCUUCAACUUAUUUCUAAUAUACUAAUAGUAAAUUAUUAUAAAAAUGUGUUGUUCAUGAAAUGUUAUAAAGCUUUGUUGAUUUUUUGUUUGUGCACAUCUGUUGGUCUUGCUUAUAUUUUUUAUUUACAUCAAGUGUAUCUUAUUGUAUGAAUAAUCUGUAGUUGAUACUAGAGUAGGAUUUAGGUGAAUCUUUAUUAGGCCUGAUAAUUUAUUAUUUUUCAAACAAUGAAGAUGUUUUUAUAAUUAUAUAAGCCUAGUUUUUAUGGUACAGUAUAUAGAAAGUUAAUUUUUUUUAUUUCCCAGACUCAUGGUAAUAUUUAUCCAGUUAUACUUGAACCGUUCAAAGAUCAGAUAGAGGAGAAUGCCACAAAACUGAUGUAUUAUGCCAUGACUGGCCAGCAUGAUCAACAGAGGCAGGUUGUCACCCAGUUGUCUGCUGGUCCACUCAUGACAGAGGUUACAUCACAGUGUGAAAAGUUCAUGAAAGGAAAGUAAGUUUUUGAGUAGAUCCUUUUUAACCUUGUCGGAAUUGUUGUUCAGCAUUCGCCAGGAAUAAGACUGACCAACUGUACAUGAGAUAGGUGGACGGAAAUUUCAAGGGAGUUUAUUUCUUUUUAAUAUCGAUUAAUUAUGAAUAAUGAAUUUCAAGAUAAAAAAUAUUAUAUCAUUUUAAUCUCUAAAAAAAAUUUUCUGUUUGCAUUAUAUUUUAGAGGCCACAAACUCUGUCUCUAUUCUACGCAUGAUUCAACACUGACUGCUGUGCUACAAGCAUUGGACAUUUGGGACAACGCGUGGCCACCUUUUGCAGCUGAUAUACGAUUUGAGCUGUAUAAGGAAUUAGAUAGUGAUGAGUGGUAUGUCAGAGUUCUCUACCUCGGAAAGGUAAGCUCAUACUAAUGCAUAUGUUUUGUAGCAUAUAUUCAUCAACAAAUUUAGAAGUAUAAAGUUGGCAGGACCCAUUAUUGUUACUUGUCAUUUUUUUUUUUUUCUAAAAUAAUCCAUCUUAUUUCUUUAAUGGGUAAUAAGAUUUACUUAAUUUUAAAAAUUUCAUAAAAAUAAAAAAAAAAUAUAAUUAUAUCUGUUUAAAAGUUUUUCACUCACACUUCCCCUUUUUGUCUUUAACCACUUCAUUACCAAUGAUGUCGACACGACGUCACAGUCACCCACUUUCAAUUACCAAGGACGUCACAUCGUCAUCGUAAUAAAAAUUUAAGAACUUUUCUGAAAUACCAAGGACGUCACAUCGACGUCAAAUUUCAAUGCUAUAUAUUUCCUUAUUCGUUAAUCUAUAGAGAAGUUAAAAAGCAAAUCAUAUAGAGAAUGAAAUAUACCGAAAAUUUCAUCUUUUAAGUUUUUUGUUGCUUAGUCAGCAAAAUCGAUUUCACCAAAAACAAAACAAAAAACAAAAAAAAAACGUAAUGAAGUGGUUAAGGAAAGUUUUUAUUUUCUUGUUUUAACAGGUAAAAAAGAUUCGAAACCAGACAGAAGACUAUAUACACUGGAGUGAGUUUAAGAGAGCUCUCAACUGUUAUGUAAUCAAUCAGCCCAUGUACACUCGAAUUUGUGCAUCAAAUAUACUUGAGCGGAUAGCUAAAGGUAAUUUAUUAUCUUCUGGGUGGUUUUUUGUUUUAUAAUCAUAAUGAUUUUUCGCCUGUCAUGAUGCUACUAUUAGAAUAUUUCCAGUCAGUGCAUGCUAUGCACAUCAUUGUCUUUUUUUUCUUUUAAAAUUUCUAUUUAAGUUUAAGCCAUGCAUUUUUAAAGACUUGAACUUGAACAUUAAAACUUGAUGAUAAACCAGGUUAUGAGAAAUAGAUAUCUUUGAUAAUAUAUCAUGGUAAUGCUGUUUGAUUCAAUAUGGGAAAACAAUGACAAACCUAAGAGAUAAGACUGACUGCUUUUUUUUGAAAUAUCACAUUUUUUAAAUAUAUUAUUUAAUUUUCAAUAUGAGAUGCACAAUGCUGUACUUGGAGAGGCUGUAGUGUAAAAAUAAUUAUGUUUAAAAUACAAAUAAGGAAGCUAUAGGUCUGUCAUAAUCAUCAAUGGCACAACAGGGCGCGGGCAGGCUCCUUAACAUCAUACCACUCAGACUGCUCCAUGACCUUUCAUUUCAAUCUUUAGGUCUACAUAGGAUUAUGAAUUUUUAGUGUUAUGAUUAUUAAUGGAUUCAUCAAUUAAAAUCAUUGUUUUGAGAAUUACCAUCUCUUUUGUGUCAUCUUGUCAAUUGUUUUCCCUGUCAUCCCACGGAACAUGUUUUGGUAGCUCCUCGAACAUUUUUAGAAAUACCUGUCACAGGUGGGAGGGUUGACAUUUUUCUUUUAGACUGAUAUAUAUAUAAGUAGGUCUAUCAAGGCUCCCUGUACAUUUAAGCUGAUCUGGCAAUGAUGCAUUUUGGCUGUAACAGUUAUUUAAUGUCAGGUAUCUUUUUAUCACUUGAUUUACUGGCCCUAUCUUUUCUUUAGAUAUAGUAAGAGAAGAGGAUGAAACAGAUGAUGAUUCAACAGAGAGCAAAGAAGAAUCAGAGACACCAGCUGGGAUGUAAAGUGAAGAUCAGGUAUGCAGCAAUGAUCUGUUCAAAGGUACCUAAAAUUAGAAUAAAGUUAACAAUAGAUUUUGUAAAAAUCAUAUAAUUCUAUAAUUAAUGAUGACUAAACCCCAAUACUACCUCUCACUACUUGGAUUGCUUCUUAAUUUAUUUAUUUUAUUUUAGGAUUUGCCAUCUUAUUAGAAAAAUUGUUUUAAAAGCAUGAUUGGCUGCCCAUUUCAACAAAUAGGCCCCUAUCCCACUAUUGUAGAGUUUUAUCCUACACACACACAAAGUAGAGGAUUGCUCCACAGCCUUUGUUUUUAACAUUGAACUUAAAGAAUGUUUCUUUGCAUGUAGCUUAAGGCCAAGUUGAGUUAUGUUUUAUCUUGCUGAAUUUGAUCCAGCAUUGAAUUCUGGUAGUACUACUAAUUUUCAAACAUUAAAAAUAAAACUAUCAAUUUUGUGUUUACCGCGUGCAAAGUGUAAAAAUGGAAAGGAUUUUAAAAUAAAUUAAAAUCAAGACUCAAUAAAUGAUUGUUUAACUUUUUUAUCUUUCCAGUGAUACAGUCCAGCC
Molecule: messenger RNA, 13897 nt
Organism: Lymnaea stagnalis (great pond snail)
Lineage: Eukaryota; Metazoa; Mollusca; Gastropoda; Lymnaeidae
Source: the annotation of a GenBank genome assembly